AGAAGAUCAAACAACCAAAACUUCAGAUGGUUUUUUCACUUCUUCUGCUCUGCACAACAAUAUCGUUGAAAGCAGUUCCUGCUCUCACAAAAGCUAUAGCAGAAUCCUCGGAUUUAGCAAACUUCAUAAAUGAGACAGAUAGUGAGAUGACGUCAUCACAAAUCGAAUCUUCAACUCAAAUACCUUCUUCAACAAUGAAUCCUUCAACUAAACUUCCUUCUUCAAUGCGUGGAAAGGAUUUACAUUGUCCUAGUAUUGAGAAUGCCGUUAGCUCAUGUCCAAAAGACUCCAAAUGGGUAUACUACACGUGCUGUGGCGGAGCCAAUAUGUAUUGCUGUGAGCAUAUUCAGACAUGGCUACUCUCUUUUCUUGCUGUCAUAAUUGUUUUUCUCUCAAUCUUCCUCAUUGGUUGCUGCGUUCGCUGUUGCUGCAGUUACAAACGAAAGACACAACAAAGCUACAGUUUCGAUGAUAAAUGAUGAUAAAGACUGGAACAAUACAAUGAAGAAAGUAUUUAAUUCGAAACAAUUCGUUUUCCAAAAUCCAUGGCACAGUUUUCGAUUGUAUCAAUAAAUCAUCUGAGAAGCUCUUCUUCCAAUGAAUCCAUUAUCAUCUUUUUCAUAUUUCUUCGUAUUCCCCUGAAAUUAUUUCAAUUAGAAAAAAAAAAGAAUAUCCUGUAAAAUUA
This is a messenger RNA of Caenorhabditis elegans, 685 nucleotides long. RefSeq names its product GLia Associated Membrane protein (gene glam-3). Bases 27 to 479 code for a protein of 150 amino acids. The transcript is spliced from 3 exons. The record is from RefSeq and is marked reviewed. NCBI's taxonomy places the organism in Eukaryota, Metazoa, Nematoda, Chromadorea, Rhabditida, Rhabditidae.